GGCGCCCGCAUAGUUUGUACUAGUUAUCAUUGCUCGCUAGAGAAUAUUGAAUUAAAAUGGAUGAGCCCGAUUAUACCAUACGAUUGGCUCAAACAGAGCCGUCAGAGCCAGAUUUUAGAGAAGCAUUCGACACUGCAGUUGAGGAACACAAUGAAACACAUCAAGGUUCUCAGAAAAGGCCUUGGACUCAAGCUAGAAUCGACGAGGUUGUAAAUGAGAUCAAAAACGGUAUGGACACCUUUCAUUCGGGCCUAAGAAGGACAGCCAUGGAAUAUUACUGGAUGAACAAGUACGAAGUUAUAACGGUCGAGGGCGAAGACCAAUUAAUAUUUAAAAGAUCGUCUCCAGAAGAGACAGUAAUCCGAAUUUUGCCUAGAGAACAGUACUACGAUUUCUUGUCAGAAAUACAUAGAUCUUCUGAGCACGGCGGCAGAGAUAAAAUGCUUCAUUGCAUAAAAACUAAAUAUUAUAUUCCAAAAAGAGCUGUCGAAUUAUUCGUUUCUUUAUGUCCUAAAUGCCAUACAAAAAGAAAUUCUAUAAAUAAAGAUGUUUUAGCGCGGCAAAAUUACGCGCUGAAAUUCAACAUAAGGGGACUACUUGAUCUGAUUGACUACCAAAUCUGUCCUGAUGGGGAUUACCAGUUCGUUCUCAAUUACCAGGAUGACGCCACAAAGUUCUUACAUCUACGGCCUUUAAAAACAAAUGAAACUUCAGAAGUACUGAUUGAAUUAAUGAAGAUAUUUUUGACGUUUGGCGCGCCAACUAUUCUGCAAGUGGACAAUCGACACGACUUUGCGGAGAAGUUAAAAGAAGAAAUAACGAGUGUUUGGCCGGAGUGUAGAAUUGUUCACAAAAAUACGUUGGCGAAAGGAAAUAAUAGAGAAGUGGAGGAAUUAUUACAUUCUUGGAUGUUACAGACUAAUUCUACAAGAUGGUCUGUCGGCUGUUUUAUCGUACAGUUUGAAACGAAUGAUUCCAAUCAUCGGGCUUUAGGGAAAACUCCAUACAAGAGUUUAUUUGGGUGUGAUCCUAAAGUUAGUUUGAGCGUUUCCAAUCCUGCAGCUUUAUUAUCUCCUGAAGGUAGUUUAAAAGUCGAGCCAAAAGUUGAAUCUUCCGAUGAUGUUCCAGGCUUAAGUUCGGAUGAAGAAACUUAAUUUGUAUUUUUUAAAUUUAAUUUAGACUUAAGAAUAGCAUAUUCUGUUUGAAUAGUUGUAUCAUUAAAAUAAAUCAAACAAUUA
Molecule: messenger RNA, 1238 nt
Organism: Helicoverpa zea (corn earworm)
Lineage: Eukaryota; Metazoa; Arthropoda; Insecta; Lepidoptera; Noctuidae
Product: KRAB-A domain-containing protein 2-like
Exons: 2
Coding region: 57-1154 (365 amino acids)
Molecular function (GO): nucleic acid binding
Source: RefSeq, a predicted model, not a curated record